UUUCAACGUCUCCGACAGGGCAUUUUACCAAUGCAUGCUCACAUUACCGCUGUAAUCAAAUCAAGACGCUGAAAAUUUCAACAAUAACCGCUACAGCUUAGUGAAAGAGGUUUCUUGUACUAUUUUCAUCAAAUAUUGACGCCAUCAGCAUAUGGAAGAUCCGCAACUUCUUCUCUCCCAAGCAGCCAACGCUUUAGACGGAGGUAAUACCAAGGAUGCAUAUUUGGGAUACAUAGGCGCCAUGGAGGUCUCUUUGCAGCAGCUACGAGAAGCCAAAUUUGUCCAUCAUUCUAUGGUAUCUCACCCGGCACAUUAUGAAGCGUUGGUGUUGACGAUAAGGUCGAGCUUGGACAGUUUAGAUUCGAUUGUACUAAAGCGUCAUGGGGCUUCAUCGCCUAUUCAAACUCACGCCUCCGGUGGUAUCCAUACUCAUCGCACUGGAUCACCUGUCUUGGAAAAAAAAUGGAACAACGUAUCCAAUGGCCAUGCACGUCGCUCAUCACAUUCUGAGGACGUUGAUGAUUCUCAAAGCAUUGGCAGCGAUCAUAGCUCUCGAGCGAAGUCUCCACCUUUGAUACCGCCAAAACCUACUAGGAUGCAAAAACCUAGUGUCGCACCAAAGCCUAUAUGGAAACCACCACGUUCGAUCUCACCGCCUAGCACACAAACUCCGGCAGAGCUUGAUCGGUCUGCGAUAAGCUCAAUUUCGUCAAUAACCUCUACGAUAUCUACAUCCACUCCACCAACAACAGAUCCUCCAGUCAAGAGACCCGUUCCACUACCUCCAGCCAUCACAACAUCAACUUCAGCCUCCACACAACGACUGAAACUACCUAGUGCUAUAGCACGGUCCGCCUUAAAACAAAGACCCAGAGCAAGUUCUGUGAGUUUUGCAGAUCAAACACAAACAGAUCAAUCCUCAGAAGACAAUGACAGUACACAGCCUACUACCCCUGUACAAGUCAUUGAAGACGACGAUGACGACGACGACGACGAGGAGGUCGAUUUUGGUUUAGCGGAAGAAAGUAGCUCUCAGCAUUUGAUGCGUCGAAUUUCAUCACCCAAUCUAUACAAUAUACGCGAGAAGCCCACGUCAAGACCGUUAUCGUCGUCAGUCCCAUCACACGGGAUUAGACCCAAAACUAUGGAUUUGUCGUCCGCUGAAGACUCAGGCAUGAGCACAAUAAGAAUUGUGGCAGAAGGACAUGUCGACCCUACCGACCUAGUUCCGGCACAGACAAAUCCAGGUGAUAGUCUGGCACCUCCCAGCUCAUUUGGUGGUCAACCGUCUGAUUAUGUGCCAAAUAUACCUGUGCCACCCUUGUUGACCACCUAUCGCAACAUUCAGCAGAAACUUACAAAGGUGGAAGGCAAGCUGAACAAUUUAAAGACAAGAAAGCAACAACUGCUCAAAAACGAGUCAGUUACGUGGAGCCAGUCUUCCGAUGAAGAAGAUAUGCUCAUUUAUCCAAACGAAGAAUCUAUCAACGACGCUAUAUUUGAGUAUACUUCUCUCACUGCCGAGACAAAGGAUACUCUCAACAAAGUUAGAACGCUUUAUAUGAGUGCCGCGACUGUGCCAACCAUAACACAGUUUCCACCUCAUUUGAUAGCAUAUCAAUUGACGUUAAUCGAAUCCGCCAUCUUCUCAGAAAUUCCACCCGAUGCGUUACUAUGUCAUUCAGCGCGUACUCCGCACGCAAGAAUUGUCUCAUCAACCGAUUUCUUCAACUACACGACUCGCGCCAUAGAACAUUCCAUCUUAUUGCAACAAGAAGCUGCACAUCGUGCGGAACAUAUACAUCUAUGGGUCAAGGUUGCAGGAAAAUGCUUAGCUCUCAACAACUAUCAAACACUUAAAGCGAUUAUAUCGGCUUUAGGCACUCCUCCUGUACAGCGAUUGAAACGAACCUGGGCAUGUAUACCAAAGAAGAGCUUAUCCAAAUUGGAAACUUUGGGGCAACUUAUGUCAGAGUCGAACAAUUACGAGAAUUACCGAGAGCAUAUGGGUAUGAUCAACACGUCUGGGGAGGACAACAGAUCAUCUACUAUCAGCAUCAAGCCUGUACAUAUCCUGAAGCCAACUGUACCUUUCCUGGGCACAUUUAUCCAUGACAUGACGUACCUGCUGGCAGCUACCAAGUCACUGAACGAACCUAUUGACGAUCCACGUAUACAAGGCAUCCUUCUCAUCAUGCAGCAGUUCCAGAGCGGACCAAAAUACCCUGAGAUGCCACCCAGUGCCUACAUUAAGUUGUCACAGAAACACUCCUUCCGACCUACCUCCAUAACGAAUGCUCUUCAUCGAUCUAGCUCAUCGAAGACUCGCAUGAGUAAUACUAUGUUCUUUAGUAAUGGUGUUGAUGAAUACGAAGUGGAUAAGGAAGUCGAAGUACAGCAACAGAUCAUUACACAGUAUCUCUUGAUGCGACCUUGGGUUAGUGAGAAAAAUAUUGAUGAAUUAAGUUUCUUGAGAGAACCUCCAAAGCAACGACGCGGAUCUUCACCUGGUCAUGCUCGCACCCGAAGCGGAACAGGAAGUGGAACAUAUGCCGGCUCAGUACUAAGCACCACUAGCACGAUCAGCCGAUUCAGUGCUGGAAAUACCUCUCUGUACACAACAGCCAGCGGAAGUGGCUCUGAUAGUCGACCGACUAGCACAGAAGAAUUCGGUAAUCAUAUUAGUGAAGAGCAUUCCCCUACCACUACCGAAGCUAAACAGCGAGGUUUUUGGUCAUUCGCCAACCCACUUCGGAAAAGCAGCGACGUCAAUCGAUCCCAUCUUGGGAGUCUUGUUGGACGACGCAGUAUGACUGACUUAAGAACAGUAGUGGCUGGCAAUAGCUCUAUGAAUGACAUGGCUGAAGAGGAUGACGAUAGUGAAAAAGAAAUUCGUUCGGCUAAACCAGAUAUGAUGACUUCACACAAUAACGUGGACGAUGCAAUAUGGAAAAGCGUAGCGGAUCAGGCAGUGUCAAAGCAACAGCCCAAUGCCUACUCGAGUCCUACGACCAACGAUACACAUCCGCAAACUUUCACUUCUCCUAAACCACCCACUGUUCCAAAUGUACCACCAAGGCAUGUCCCAGUAACUCCUUCACCGAAGGCGCCUCCACGGCCCUUAGCUCAACCUCCCAGUGUUCCACCGCGUCAAUACAAUGCGGUAGGGCCAUCCCCUCUAAAGAACGCUGAAGACGAACUUAAAGCGGCCUUGGCCAAGCGUUAUGCUAGCGAAAGCUGAAAUUGAACGACUUAUCCCCUUUUCCAUAUUAGAUAAUUCUUAACUAUCGUCUUUCUUAUGAUUCAGAUCCUACUCUAUCGCUACCAUUCCGUGAUACGACUUUGUAUAUAUUUUUCUUUUUUUGCCACACACUAGCAAAGAAAACGAUUUUUUUUAAAAAUUUCAUAAACGAUCUGAUGUGACUGUGCAAA
This is a messenger RNA of Umbelopsis ramanniana AG, 3432 nucleotides long. RefSeq lists its product as uncharacterized. Gene Ontology annotation, cellular component: plasma membrane. The transcript is spliced from 4 exons. Gene Ontology annotation, biological process: positive regulation of GTPase activity; Ras protein signal transduction. The record is from RefSeq and is a predicted model, not a curated record. Lineage: Eukaryota; Fungi; Mucoromycota; Umbelopsidomycetes; Umbelopsidales; Umbelopsidaceae. Bases 152 to 3241 code for a protein of 1029 amino acids. Gene Ontology annotation, molecular function: guanyl-nucleotide exchange factor activity.